GCCACAACCACCAGAAACUUUCAAAUUAUACAAGAUACAAAUCAGAGUAGAUUUUUACAAUGGCUUAUUAGAGAGAUUCCAGAAUUUGUUCCUGUUUCCAAGCCUGAUUUACCCCCAAAACCAGCAAUAAAGAAAGCAUUGUGA
Messenger RNA from Cetraspora pellucida, 144 nucleotides. Lineage: Eukaryota; Fungi; Glomeromycota; Glomeromycetes; Diversisporales; Gigasporaceae. The record is from the annotation of a GenBank genome assembly.